This is a messenger RNA of Toxotes jaculatrix (banded archerfish), 2306 nucleotides long. Its product is annotated as SRSF protein kinase 2-like. The transcript is spliced from 15 exons. Gene Ontology annotation, molecular function: protein kinase activity; ATP binding. The record is from RefSeq and is a predicted model, not a curated record. Lineage: Eukaryota; Metazoa; Chordata; Actinopteri; Toxotidae. Gene Ontology annotation, biological process: regulation of mRNA processing; spliceosomal complex assembly; protein phosphorylation. The coding region runs from base 173 to 1957 and encodes 594 amino acids.
CUUAGACACGCGAAGCAGAGGAGCACAGCGCACGAGCUAAGGGGCUCGACUGUUCUCGUGCCAGGCUCGUUUUAUUUGGCUUCGAAAAUAUUAAAAGUGGAUAUAUCACUCACAGGGCUUUCUCCCGGAGUGCUGCUGUCACCUGGACCCCUCCGCAGCUGUGCAGUUAAACAUGUCGUCAUCAUAUGCUGCUGCUAUAUCAGCCCUCCUCUCUACCAGCUCUUCUAGUUCACCCGCCAAACCCAGCCCUCAACCCUCCCCAGACACAGUAGUCAGUCCUAAACCCUCCCCCCAGCCCAAUGGACCCCCCCACUGCUCACCAGCUGCAAAGAUACAUCCUCAGUCACCUGAGCCUCUGGGAUCUUAUGAGGAGCAACAGGAGAAUCCUGCAGACUAUGGCAUAGGUGGUUACUACCUCGUUGAGAUCGGAGAGAUUUUUGUUGACCGUUACCAAGUGGUCAGAAAGUUGGGAUGGGGUCACUUCUCUACUGUGUGGCUCUGCUGGGACAUGGUGAAAAGACGUUUUGUGGCUCUGAAGGUGGUGAAGAGUGCCCAAAUAUACACAGAGACGGCACUGGAUGAGAUCAAACUUCUGAAGUGUGUAAGGGACAGCGACCCCAGAGAUCCUAAACGAGAGAGAAUCGUGCACCUGAUCGAUGACUUCAGGAUCUCUGGAGCGAAUGGAGAGCAUGUGUGCAUGGUUCUAGAGGUGCUUGGCCACCAGCUGCUGAGGUGGAUCAUUAAAUCUAACUACACCGGCCUCCCCCUGCCCUGCGUUAAGAGCAUCCUCAGACAGGUUCUGCAGGGUUUAGAUUACUUGCACACUAAAUGCAAGAUUAUACACACAGACAUCAAGCCAGAAAACAUCCUCCUAAGAGUGGACGAGGUUUAUAUUCAGAACCUGGCAGCCAACACCAAACUGUGGCAGCUGCCAGUGUCCUCUGCUAUCACCAGCUCCUCAGUAAACAGAGGCUCCAGAGAAAAGCAGAGUCUGUCCAACUUUUUGGGGAAGCUGACUGGAGUUUUCCACACUCUUGGGGAGUGGUCCAGCAAGGUCUCCAGGAGCCCAAUUAACCGGCUGACGAGGAAAGACAAGAGUCGACGGGGACAGGAGAGCACAUCAGACCACAAACAAAGAGACAAACCUCAUGUGUCUUUUUCUGAUGUCACUCCUCUGGCUAGCACCCAUAGCUCCACCUGUCACCCUAAGCUCGCAGGUCCUAACCUCACAUUAAGGAGGCAGACCCUGCUGUUGGAGGAUGGACUGGACUUGGCUCCACACAGUCACAGAGACUCCAUCUGCUCGUGGCCAGACCUCAACACAGAUGCUCCUGUCUCUGGCUCCAGAUCAGUGUUAUUACAUCAGACUGCAGACAAAGAGCCGCCUUCACCAUCUUCUCCCCGUAUCAGUGACUCUGAUGUACUUUUGGACCUGCUGAAGCCACAGAAUGCUGAUAAAAUCCUCAUUAAGAUUGCUGACCUAGGCAAUGCCUGCUGGGUGCACAAACACUUCACUGAAGACAUCCAGACAUGUCAGUACCGCUCCAUCGAGGUCCUGAUUGGUGCUGACUACGACACUCCAGCUGACAUCUGGAGCACCGCCUGCAUGGCAUUUGAGCUGGCCACAGGGGACUAUCUGUUCGACCCCCAGUCAGGAACCACAUUCUCCCGAGAGGAAGAUCACAUUGCCCACAUCAUUGAGCUGCUGGGACCUGUCCCAUCCCAGUUUGCCCUCUCAGGGAGAAAUUCUAAACGGUACUUCAACCGUAAAGGACAACUGCGACACAUCUCAAAGCUCAAGCCGUGGAGCUUGUUGGAAAUCCUUCAGGAUAAGUAUGAGUGGCCACGGGAGGAAGCCGUCCGGUUCAGCUCGUUCCUCUUGACCAUGUUGGAGCUGCUGCCAGAGAAAAGAGCCACAGCUGCAGAGUGUCUAAAACAUCCCUGGAUUGCCUCCUAGACACGCCAGCCCUGUAUGAUUCAGAGUCCAGUGGACUAGCUCUCUGUUCAGGAGCAGACUCAGACUUAUGGGAUGUGACAUGGGAAUUGGGUCAGUUGUGGGCAUAGUGUGGUGCUGGCAUCAUGAGCACAGCUUUGAUAAAUAUUUAUUAACCUGACUGAGAGCUUGUUGUUUCCCAGUUGGGUUGCUUGGUCUUUUAUUAUUUAAAUGGCCAUCACAGCCAAUCAUUUGGCACAAUUCAAUUGGCCUAGAGCCUUUUCAGUCCCGCAGCUAACUAAGAUCCCAGACACAAGGACAACAUUAUUUGAAGAGAAGAUACCUAUGUUUAUAAAUGGCAGUGACACCCUAC